AUGAGCUGCUGCGUGGACCCCUCCCCUGCUACAGACGCAUUUAUACUGGCCCUCAGUGACGCUGCAACGUCACGUCAGCCUCUCAGUCUGAGCCGUCAGAGGUCCACAGAGCUGCAGCAUUAUGGCACCGACAAAGAAGGGCGUGCUGGAGCGUCUCGACGCCGGGGAGAUCGUGAUCGGCGACGGGGGCUUCGUGUUCGCGCUGGAGAAGAGAGGCUACGUGAAGGCGGGUCCCUGGACGCCAGAGGCCGCUGCCGAGCACCCGGAGGCAGUGCGACAGCUGCACAGGGAGUUUCUCAGGGCCGGCUCCAACGUCAUGCAGACCUUCACCUUCUACGCAAGCGAUGACAAACUGGAGAACAGAGGCAACAAACUCACCUUCACUGGAGCCCAGAUCAAUGAAGCCGCCUGCGACUUGGCCCGCGAGGUCGCCAACGAAGGCGACGCUCUGGUUGCCGGAGGAGUGUCUCAGACUCCAUCCUACCUGAGCUGCAAGAGUGAGAAGGACGUGAAGGCCACCUUCAAGAAGCAGCUGGACGUGUUCAUCAAGAAGAACGUGGACUUCCUCAUCGCUGAGUACUUCGAGCACGUGGAAGAGGCCGUGUGGGCUGUGGAGGUGCUGAAGGAGACGGGGAAGCCGGUGGCUGCUACUCUGUGCAUCGGCCCAGAGGGAGACAUGCACGGCGUCGCGCCGGGGGAGUGUGCAGCCAGGCUGGUCAAGGCCGGUGCCCGGAUCGUUGGGGUCAACUGCCACUUUGACCCUAUGACCUGCGUAAACACUGUCAAGAUGAUGAAGGAGGGAGUGGAGAAGGCCGGGCUGAAGGCUCACUACAUGGUGCAGCCGCUGGCCUAUCACACCCCUGACUGCAACUGUCAGGGAUUCAUCGACCUGCCAGAGUUCCCCUUUGGUCUGGAGCCGAGGAUCCUGACCCGCUGGGACAUGCACCGCUACGCCAGAGAAGCCUACAACGCUGGCAUCCGCUACAUUGGCGGCUGCUGCGGGUUCGAGCCCUAUCACAUCAGGGCGGUGGCAGAGGAGCUGGCCAAGGAAAGAGGCGUCCUCCCAGACGCGUCAGACAAGCACGGCAGCUGGGGGGCUGGUCUGGAGAUGCACACCAAGCCCUGGGUCAGAGCCAGAGCACGUCGUGACUACUGGGAGAACCUGAAGCCGGCCUCUGGCCGGCCCCAGUGUCCGUCCCUGUCUGUCCCUGACGGCUGGGGGGUGACGAAGGGCCACGCCGAUCUCAUGCAGCAGAAGGAGGCCACCUCUCAGGACCAACUCAAGCAGCUGUUUGACAGGUCAAAGAGCCACUGACUGCCUCCACAUCUGGGUCAGGCAGCUGUGCGUGGAGCUACUGAUGAUUGUAAACUGUGCUGCAAUAAACAUGUUGCCAGGGACCGAAUCCUCGCCGGAGACUGCCACUAUUCAUCCGCUGAUUGUGAAGCUGUAUAAAAUGUAAAACUGUUCCUGUGCAACAAGUGUAUUUUCUUAAAACCAGGCUCUGUGGAUCAGGACGUUUUCAUUUUCCAUGACUCUGGACCAGCUUGUUAAAUUAAAUGGGAUAAUUUGCAAUUGUAGUGUCCUGCUUAAGAAUUUUAUACGAACACAAUGAAUUUCGACUUAAACACAUCAAAGCAGAAUAAAGGUUCGAGGCAUGAACAGAAUAUUCCAAAAAAGUAUGCAAUAAAUCAGGAAUCCAGCAGAGGUCUG
Molecule: messenger RNA, 1711 nt
Organism: Betta splendens (Siamese fighting fish)
Lineage: Eukaryota; Metazoa; Chordata; Actinopteri; Anabantiformes; Osphronemidae
Product: betaine--homocysteine S-methyltransferase 1-like
Exons: 8
Coding region: 122-1315 (397 amino acids)
Molecular function (GO): betaine-homocysteine S-methyltransferase activity; zinc ion binding
Source: RefSeq, a predicted model, not a curated record